AUGUCAAUUAGCGACGGUGGACUCAAAGCAACGGCGACGACCCGCAACGAAACAGGAUUCUGGGCAUCCUGGCGACGCUUCUCGGAGAAGAGCCACGCGCUCGACUACUUCGGCCUCGCCCUCCUCAUCACCGCAUACCUCCUGGUCAAGUUCUUCGGCGAGCCUUUCCAUUCGCAAUUCCGUCUCGAUGACCCUCGCAUUCAACAUCCUCACGCCGAGGUCGAGCGCGUAGACAUAAGUACCAUCAUCUCCCCACAUUCCUACAACUCUCCUCCAAGCCAAGCCAAGCCAAGAGCUGACGAUGCCAUGCCAUGCAGUCUGGCUCUUCAUCUACGCCGCCCUCGUUCCCUUACUCUGCCUCAUCGCCUGGGCCCUCACCCUCCGUCCUUCCGUCCAUAAGACCCACGUGACCCUCCUCGGUCUCGUCAUCUCCGUCAUCCUGACCCUCCUCUUGACCGAUAUCUUCAAAGAUGCCAUAGGACGCCCUCGUCCUGAUCUCAUAGCGAGAUGCAAGCCAAAGCCAGGCACGCCAAAAGAUCACCCCAUCACGGUGGAUGUGUGCACGGAGAAGAGACAUCACGUGCUCGACGACGGUUGGAGAUCCUAUCCGAGCGGACAUAGUAGUUUCGCCUUUUCGGGUUUGGGGUGGCUGGCUCUGCUCCUAGCGAGCCAGUUGCAUGUGCUGAGGCCGAGGGCGAAUCUGGCGACUGUGAUACUCUGUAUGGCGCCUUUGGUAGGAGGUAAGAAACACCAUUCCUUACGAGAUAUGCCGGUCUCUCCUCUGUAUUGAUAACUUCUCAGCCGCAAUGAUUGCCAUCUCUCGAUUGGAAGAUUACAGACACGACGUCUUCGACGUGGUAUCCGGCUCCACACUUGGUCUGGCAAUCGCCUACUUCAACUGGCGGAGAUACUACCCUUCCCUACUCUCCCGUAACUGCGACGAGCCAUACCCUCCCACCGCAAACAGCAUCGCAACAGAGGCCGGUUUCCAGCGCGUUCGUGACGAAGAAGAAGGCGAAUCGAGCUACGUACGCGUUUAUGGAGCUCCACAAGCAGCCGAGGACAGAUACUGA
Molecule: messenger RNA, 1073 nt
Organism: Lecanosticta acicola
Lineage: Eukaryota; Fungi; Ascomycota; Dothideomycetes; Mycosphaerellales; Mycosphaerellaceae
Source: the annotation of a GenBank genome assembly